AUGGUUCUGACUGAACCGAUUGGCAAGCGCAGUUUCGGCCGCGUGUACACUGGGACGGGGCCGUGUGGAGCACAGAGAGACGGCAAGGUCGUCGCUGUGAAAAUCAUCGAUGUCGAUGAGAGUGACACUGUGAGGCCUGGCGGCGGUCUCGAAGUGGCUGGCGAUCUUGCUUCGCAUGAAGCAAGUGCUCGCGCCCUCGACUUCUUUGACUGA
This is a messenger RNA of Neoarthrinium moseri, 213 nucleotides long. RefSeq lists its product as uncharacterized. The record is from RefSeq and is a predicted model, not a curated record. The transcript has a single exon. NCBI's taxonomy places the organism in Eukaryota, Fungi, Ascomycota, Sordariomycetes, Amphisphaeriales, Apiosporaceae. Bases 1 to 213 code for a protein of 70 amino acids.